CUUCUCCACCAUUCUAUUUUCUUCCGUUUUGCUAACGCACACCAAGAAAUUUUUGGUUUCCAGAAGGAUGGAUUCAGGGGAAUAUAUUCUCUCAAUUCAGCUCAUAUUAUCGCUUCCUAUCAGAUUAUUGUGGGUUCGAGUUUCUUGACGACUUACUUACAUGAAGAGAUUAAAAGACUGCAGUGUCUUGUGUGUAGACUAACUACAGAGAUAGAUGUAAGGAAUCAAAGGAUGGAAUACACAGAAAAAAGGUUCACCCAAGUAUCGACGUCUCUUGGUAUAGUGACAGAUGAGAGAAAUGAACUGAAUCAAGCUUCCCUUCAGCUCUCAACGUCACUUAGUAGAAUGACGGAAGAGAGGGAGCAGCUGAAUCAAGCUCAUAUUCAAGAAAUGAGAAAUAUGCGGAGCAUUGUGUAUGAGAACGAGACACUUAUGAAGGACUUAGAGACACACCAUAGAGAACUCGAGCAACAACGAAAGGAAAUUGACAAGCGUGAGGCCCAAUUGGAUCUCAAAAGCAAGCAACUUUCUCUUUUAAGCGAAGAGGUACUUGUACUUUUGUCAUCCUGACUGAAGUCUAUUGAUUGAUUAAACCCUCAAUUACAGUUUAUGUCUUCUCGGGCAACUUUGUGAACCAUGAGAAUCAAACAUCAUGGAACAAAAAAAAAUUGAAACCUUUUGCAAGAUAUAUCUUUGUUUGGAUUGCCACUGCGACACAGGUUACAAGAAAACUACAUACUGUGCAAAAGAAUUUUGAAGGAGCGGAAGAUGCGAGUAGUGUAGAAAAUGUUCAAGCCUCAACAGAGUUGGAUGAUACGCGCAAAAGACUGGAAAAGAAAGAUUAUGAGUUGGAUAGUUUGAGUAACCUUAAUAACACCCUGAUCGCAAAAGAGCGCAGAAGUAACCACGAGCUACAGGAGGCAGGCAAAGUUUUGAUCGAGGGUUUAGAUGGGUUUGGAAAUAAUGGUACGCGUCCUCCUGUAAUUGGGAUAAGACGGAUAGGGGAGCUGAAUGACAAACCAUUUCGAGAUAUUUGCAUCAAGAAGUUCUCGACUACUGAAUGGGAAACAAAAUCUGUUCAGCUAUGCUCAUUGUGGCAAAAUAAAAUACAAGAUUCAGGGUGGUAUCCUUAUAAGCAUGUGACAGUCGGUAAAAAGUUUCAUGAAGUUAUAAAUGAAGAUGAUAAAAAGUUGAGAGAGCUGAAAGAUGAAUGGGGCAAGGAAGUAUAUGAUGCUGUAGCUACUGCUUCACUGGAGAUGAAUGAGUACAAUGCAAGUGGAAGAUAUCCAGUUCGGGAGCUUUGGAAUUUCAAGGAAGGAAGGCAAGCCAGCUUGAAGGAAGUAAUGGAAUAUGUCCUGCAAAAAUUGAAAGCUCUUAAAGGUGCUAAGCGUCGAAGAUAAAACUCACGCGAAGGAAAACUUGUGCUUGUAUGGAUUCCCUACUUAACAAUGGGAGGUCAAUAAUUAAACUGCUGACAGGUCCCUCCAGAUCUUCCAGAGCCUGCACAACUUUGGUAGAUGUGGGAUGCAAGAAAAGGACUGGUUAUCUCUGUUGUAGUUCUCAGUGAUGCGUGGUUACUUGCAGUUGCAUUUUAUUUUGGUGCCAGAUUUGGAUUUGAGAAAAACUAUAGGCAGCUACUUAAAACAAGCAGUUGUACAGUAGUUACAUCGUGUUAUGCAGAAAAGGAAUACCUGUGCUUGUGUGGAUUUCCUACUGAACAAUGGGACGUCAAUUUACCUGCUGAAGAGGUCCCCCCAGAUCUUCCAGAGCCUGCACUGGGUAUCAACUUUGCUAGAGAGGGGAUCUGUCAAUAUAUGUCUAGCUGACCGAAAAAAGUUCAUUCUCUUUUUAUUCUUUGAUGGGCAGCUCACUGAUUUGACACUCAUAUGACUCUUGCAUCAUGCCAUUCACAAGUUCAGCAUUCCGAGAAUUAGAGCUUAUGGAUGACUGCACAUCAAUUGCCAGUUCAGGGUUCUUAUGCUGCUGGAUGCUUUAUUAGAGGUCCAGUAUUCUUAGGGCGCAUGACCUGACAGUUUGGCCGAGUGGUCUAAGGCGCCAGAAUCAGGCUCUGGUCCGAAAGGGCGUGGGUUCAAAUCCCACAACUUGGGUGUCCAUAUCGUGAACCGCAGGUGUACUACACCCCUCCCGCCAUUUCCAAGGGGGAACAACUAACGGAGUUAAUUGUAAACCCGAAGCCGUCAACACGUGUCGACUCCAAAACCAAUAUUUCCUGUUGCGGCAAAACUCCGUUAGAAAUGGUACUAAUAUUCUUUAUUUCUUCUGCUUCACCACCAUUCUCUUCCGUGUUGAUCGUUUCACACACUCAACACGCCCUAAAUUGCUAACCCUACCCCGAAGAAAUUCUUGGUUUCUAGAAGGAAUAUAUUCUCAAAAUUGAGCUCCUUUUAGUGCUGCCCAUCAGGUCUGUUUCCACUCCUUCUCCUUCCUUUUCUCUCCAUUUCCUUUUGGGUUUUUUUUCAAUUUCUAGGGUUUCUUUUUGUUUAUCUGUGGAUGCUAUGAAUUGGGGCUAUUGAGAGUUGAGAAGGUAAGUUAUGGGGAGGUUUAUCAAUGGGUUAAUGUUUAAAAAUGGAGGAAAAGGGGGAAAUUUCGAUAAACCCUCUCUUAAUACCAUUUGGGGUGAAACCAGGAAAAGAAAUGGGGGACAAAUUAAAAAGAUUAUUGUUGGUUCGAGCUUCAUGGGAACUCACUUAUAUCAAGAGAUGAGGAGACUGCAGAGUCUUGUGUCUAGCCUAACUGCAGAGAUGGAUGUAAAGAAUGAAAGGAUGGAAUACAUGGAAAGGAGGGCGACCGACUUAUCGACUUAUCUUGCUAUAAUGACAGAUGAGAGGGAUAAACUGAAUCAAGCUUUUCUUCAGCUCUCGACAUCACUUAGUAGAAUGACGGAAGAAAGAGAUCAGCUAGUUCAAGCUCAUCUUGAAGAAAUGAGGAGUAUGCAGAGGAUUGUGUAUGAGAAUGAGACACUUAUGAGGGACUUAGAGACUCACAGCAGAGAACUCGAGCAGCAACGUACGGAAAUCCACAAGCGUGAGGCCCAAUUGGAUAUCAGAAGCAACCAGCUCUCUGUUUUAAGCAAAGAGGUUACGAGAAAGCUAAAUAUUGUGCAACAAAAUUCUGAAAGAGCGAAAGAUACAAGUAGUAGAGAAAAUGUGCAAGCCUUAACAGAGGUGGAUGAUAUGCGCCGAAAACUGGAAGAGAAAGAUUAUGAGUUGGAUAGUUUGACUAAUCUGAAUAACACCCUUAUUGCCAAAGAGCGCAGAAGCAACCACGAGCUACAGGAGGCACGCAAAGUUUUGAUCGAGGGUUUAGAUGGGUUUGGAAAUAAUGGUACGCGUCCUCCUGCAAUCGGGAUAAAACGGAUGGGGGAGCUGAAUGACAAACCGUUUCGAGACAUUUGCAUCAAGAAGUUCUCGGCUACAGAAUGGGAAACAAAAUCUGUUGAGCUGUGCUCGUUGUGGCAAAAUAAAAUACAAGAUUCAGGGUGGUAUCCUUAUAAGCAUGUGACAGUUGAUAAAAUGCCUCAUGAAGUUAUAAAUGAAGAUGAUAAAAAGUUGAGAGAGCUGAGAGAUGAAUGGGGCAAGGAAGUAUUUGAUGCUGUAGCUACUGCUUCACUCGAGAUGAAUCAGUACAAUGCCAGCGGAAUAUAUCCAGUUCGGGAGCUUUGGAAUUUCAAGGAAGGAAGGCAGGCCAGCUUAAAGGAAGUUAUGGAGUACAUCCUUCAAAAACUGAAAGCUCUUAAAAGUGUUAAACGUCGAAGAUAAUAGUUCAAGGGUUUUCCAGAUGAGUGAAAUUUGGUAGUUUAUUGAUCAGUGACACCAUACCUAGCUAGAUAGAACAAGUUAACAGAAGUUAAUUGCAAGACUUAGUAGAGGAAGGAGAAACGCACAGAACUAAUUGGAAGAUGAUGAGGAAACAUUAGAUAAGUUGUUAAAUACUCGAAUGAUUAGUGAAUUGUUAACUGAAAUUUUGGUACCCAGAUUAUUUGCUGAAAAUGGGUCUUUGAAGUCAUCAUCGGGUCUUCUCGCAACUAAAGGCUGGAAGGAUAUUUAUCAUUCUGCAUUUCAAUGCACCAAACUUUUAUUUGUAUAUA
Molecule: messenger RNA, 4108 nt
Organism: Papaver somniferum (opium poppy)
Lineage: Eukaryota; Viridiplantae; Streptophyta; Magnoliopsida; Ranunculales; Papaveraceae
Product: factor of DNA methylation 1-like
Exons: 14
Coding region: 2553-3779 (408 amino acids)
Biological process (GO): gene silencing by siRNA-directed DNA methylation
Source: RefSeq, a predicted model, not a curated record